Mercenaria mercenaria is the source of this 4614-nucleotide messenger RNA. RefSeq names its product lysosomal protective protein-like. Lineage: Eukaryota; Metazoa; Mollusca; Bivalvia; Venerida; Veneridae. Bases 156 to 1610 code for a protein of 484 amino acids. Gene Ontology annotation, molecular function: serine-type carboxypeptidase activity. Gene Ontology annotation, biological process: proteolysis. The record is from RefSeq and is a predicted model, not a curated record. The transcript has 14 exons.
GAAAGAAAUGAAGCCAAUUUAUAUGCUCAUGUUUUAUUGAAAAACCGCUUUUGAGUUGUACAAGGAAGUUUUUGUUAUUGAUUUAUACAUUAAAAUUCUCACAGUUAAAUUAUUAUAUCUUGAAGGAAGUGUGUUCUGACACAUAAUUUUUGGAAAUGAUUUGGUACACAGUUGUAUCACUAAUUAUUGUACUGCCAUGUUUGUUUGGUGCACCAGAAACUGACCGUGUGGUAUCGUUACCAGGAUUGAAACAGCAGCCAUCAUGGAAACAUUAUUCCGGGUAUCUUAAAGCUUCUGGAACAAAGCGCCUACAUUACUGGUUGAUAGAGUCUGCGAACAAACCCAGUACAGACCCCUUGGUACUAUGGAUGAAUGGUGGACCAGGUUGUAGCUCAGAUUUAGGACUCCUGACUGAGCACGGUCCUUUCAGAAUAGCGAAAGAUGGAUCAGGGGUUACUAUCAACAAAUACAGUUGGAAUAAUGUUGCUAACAUGUUAUAUCUGGAAGCCCCAGCUGGAGUAGGAUAUUCAUACUCUGAUGAUAAAAACUACACCACCGACGAUGAUCAGGUGGCCAGUGAUAACCACCUAGCUCUACAAGAUUUCUUCUCCAAAUUCCCAGAAUAUAAACAAAAUGAUUUCUAUAUAACUGGAGAGAGUUAUGGCGGUAUCUACGUACCAACAUUGUCAAGUCUCGUAGUGGAUGACAAGUCAAUGAACUUCAAAGGGAUGGUGAUUGGUAACGGGAUCUCCAACUUCGAUACCAAUGAUAACUCAUUACUGUAUUUUGGAUACUACCAUGGACUUAUCGGUGACAAUUUAUGGAACAAGAUGUUGAAUGUAUGUUGCCCUGGAGAAUCUGGGAGACGGUGCCAUUUUGUGAACGGUUAUCUUAGCGAUGAUACAUGCUCAGACCUCGUACAGCAGGGCCUGACCAUCAUCUAUGACAGUGGUCUGAAUGAAUACAAUUUAUAUGCACCAUGCGAAGUGCCAAAAUUUAAGGGAUAUGUCUACACGAAUAAAUCUUUUGUUUACGAUCUUCCAAGUCUCGGACACAGGAAACAUCCUCAUAUGAUCAAGAAGCUAAAUAGAGUGUUUCUACCAACUGAUUUUACUCAAAUCAAGUUACAUAAACAAUAUGAAGAGUCAGUGAGAUUGACUCCCCCUUGUUUAGACUACGGCUAUGUGAUCAGUUAUAUGAAUACUGGGCCUGUGAGGACAGCGUUACAUAUCUCGCCGUUUGCUCAGGACUGGGAUGUCUGCAGUGCAACAGUUGGUGGGGGAUAUGUUAGACUAUACAAUGAUGUGACACAGUUUUACCAGAAAGUCCUUGGUGCUGGGAAGAAGGUGCUAGUGUACAACGGAGAUGUUGACAUGGCCUGUAACUUUCUAGGAGAUGAAUGGUUUGUGGAGAAACUGAAUCUACCUGUUGUGAAAGAACGUCAAGCAUGGUUUGUGAAAGACAGCACGGGAUCUCGGCAGGUGGCAGGAUUUGUUAAACAAUUUAAACAGUUGACUUUAACCACAAUUAGGGGAGCAGGGCACAUGGUACCCCAGGACAAGCCAGAAGCUGCACUAGAAAUGAUCAACAGCUUUUUAUAUGGACAUUGACUUUAGCGUACAGUGUUCUCUUUGUACCCGGCUUAUACUUACUACUGUAUUAACGAGAAUUUUUUUUUUUUCUGCCAUGCUUCAUAUUUAUUGUCUCUUAAUAAAAUUAUCUUUGUGAUACAUUUUUUUAAACAGAUCUCCAGUAGGAAUUUUUCACCUGUAAUGUUCCUCUAUGUUCCGUCUUGAAUGUUAAAUAUUUUUGAACUUGUUUAUGCAUUUCCGUUAAAUAUAUUUAAAAAUGAAAUGAUGUAAUAUUGGUAAAAUAGUAUUAGAGAAAAGCAAAAAGUGCAUAAUAGUUUGUGUGGAUAUUAUUUCACCACUUGAUGAAAUCUGUGAUUAGUUGAUUAGUGCUUUAAAACUUGGUUCUUUUCUUUUUAAAUAUUUGUUGUACAGUGGAAUCAUUUAUAUUUGUGAGGAACUAAUUAUCAUGGAUAUCAUGUUUGUGUCAAUCCAUGAAGUUAAGUCCAGAUAAGCGAAUUAAAUACCCAUCCAUUUUGUCUUCAAAAGUUGAAAUCCACUAAUUCAUAUCCCCAUGAAAUAGACAAUAUCAGACCAAAACCAUGAAAUUACGGGCCCACGAAAUUAAAUGAUUUCGCAGUAAUUUUCAACAAAGAUCAGUUUCAUAACAUUUUUUACCUGUGGUUUUGCACUUUGAUAUUAUGCGUUUAUUGUUAAGAUUACUUCAAAGGUUAAUUAAAGCAUCAUUUUAUUUAAAUGAUGAAAUUAAUACAGAGCUUAAGACUCUUCAAAAAAGAAGAAUGACAAGAUUAAUUCUAACACGAUCCAAUUCAUUUUCCUAUUAAACAAAGAAGGCUGAAAACAGUGAAUUAUUAUACAACAAUUCACUGUUCUGACAUCACAAUUAUUACGUCAUAGCAUCAAACGGCAUAGAGGCGCGCUGGAAAAGAAACCAAUUGAAAACGGGCAGAUAUCUAAUGAAUGCUGUCAAGAAUAUACUUUAAAGUCCUAUGUAACGUUUUAGAAUCGAAAUAAUAUAUCUCAUUUAGCGAUUUGCUCUUGAAUAAAUCACUGUUUGUUGUUCAGAUGCGUAUUAUUAUAUCACUCGGGCUGCACCCUCGUGAUAUAAUUCCUUCGCAUCUGAACUCCAAACAGUGAUUUAUUCGGUGACAAAUCACUAAAUGAGAUAUAUUAUUUCUUAAUUGUUUCACAUUUUUUCCAGUUAAAUAGUGUUUUGCUUUAAAUGUGGCGAAGUUCCACGGUAGGUCAGUAUACCUGCCUGUUGAUUAUAAAUUGACUCAGGGUACAAAAUGUUACAAGAAGUCCUCCAUUUACUUUUAAAGGGUAAUAUGAUGCAUUAUAAUUAAAUCUAGGGCCUCUGUGGCUAAGUGGUUAAGGUUGCUGACUUCAAAUCAUUUGCCCUUUACCAGUAUGGGUUAAACCUCCUGCUCAGGGCAUUGAAUUUUUCAUUUGAGGAAGCCAUCCAGCUGGCUUGCGGAACGUUUUCGAUUCAACCCAGGUGCCCACUGCUGAUGACAUUAGGGGCACUUGGGGUUGUCCUCCACCGUUAAAAGCUGGAAAGUCACUAUAUGACCUAUAAUUUUGUUGGUGUGCUGUUUUAACCUAACAAAAAAAAUUAAAUCUGUUAUUUUUACAUCACAAAACCUCUAUAAACAAAUGAAAAUUUUAUUUUGUUUAGCAAUAACAUCACAAUUGUAUGCUGCAGUAUUAAUAGUAUUACAAUUACAAACUGCAGUAUAACUAGUGUCACAGUUAUAUGUUGCAGUAUCGGUACUUCUGCAAUCAUAUGCUGCAGUAUCAGUACUUUUGCAAUCACAUGCUUAAGUAUCAGUACUUUUGCAAUCAUAUGCUGCAGUAUCAGUACUUUUGCAAUCAUAUGCUGCAGUAUCAGUACUUUUGCAAUCAUAUGCUACAGUAUCAGUACUUUUGCAAUCAUAUGCUGCAGUAUCAGUACUUUUGCAAUCAUAUGCUUAAGUAUCAGUACUUUUGCAAUCAUAUGCUGCAGUAUCAGUACUUUUGCAAUCAUAUGCUGCAGUAUCAGUACUUUUACUUUUGCAGUCAUAUGCUGCAGUAUCAGUACUUUUUAGGGAUGGGAACGAAUACUGAAAUCAAUAUUCGAAUUUUCAGUUUGCCAUAUUCGAAUAUUCAGUUUGUUUAAUGGAAGCUUUAAAUACUUAAGCGAUUGGCAUAUACACAGUAUAUUCCGUUGUUUAAAACGUGAAUCAUCGUAAUAAAUAUGGACUGUUUGAUAAAAAAACUAUACUUUAAUUUACGAAUAUUCGAAUUUGUUGUUCACAUUCGAAUAUUCGGCCGAUUUUCAAAUGUUCGAAUAUUCGUUCCCAUCGCUAGUAGUUUUGCAAUCGUGUGCUGCAGUACCAAAAGUAAUACAACCAUAUGCUGGAGUAUCACAAUUGUAUGCAAUAGUAUCACAGUCAUAUGUUGCAUUAUACAAUAGUAUCACAAACAUAUGCUGCAGUAUCAGUAGUAUUGCAACAGCAAAAAAAAUCUUGGUGGUUGCUUCUACAAGACAUAUUUUUCAUGUUUAGAAGCCUACUAUAGGCUCAUAUUUUAUGGAUAUUUAUUGAACAAGAAGAAUUGUUGUGUUGCUUUUUCCAUGAAAUGAUAUCUUUAUAUCUAGUAUUGUUUGCUUUAUCAGGGAAAUCCAGUUUUACAUUUUUUUUUUUGCAUAUCUUAAUUUUAUGACUGCUGAAAAUUGGGUAACACUUGCAGAAGUGGAGCAGUCAUUUUAUUUUUAAGUACUUGUAAAUUAUUGUAGGUUCUUUACUGCUAGACAGUUUAUAUUUCUUUUUCAUGCUGUUUAAGCCAAAUGUUGCCUAUUUAUACCUGUUUUAACAUGUAAUGAAGUAGCAGUCCCAAGGUGUUACGAAGUACCUGUCAUUAUUGUUAUAGUGAUGCCAUAGAUCAGGAACAAUCUUUCAUUUUCUGCAUUCCCAAGCUUGUUUCUUGCUGAUAUAUCAUUUUGUAAUGUUAUUGUUAUAUAUUGAUAAUAAAAUAUUAUUUUAUA